GCUUUUUGCCCGACGAGGAAGUGUGGCUCAGCUUGAAACCCAGCGCUGAGGAAAUAGCUGGGGCUGCGAGCGAGAAAAUGAGGAAGCUAGCGCUCCAGUCAUCCUGAACGGACUUUGGGGCCUCAAGCGGGGGGCCCACCAGGCGUGGCACUGAGGGCGACGGCGACGGCGGCCGCCAGAAUUUCUGGACCGGGCCCUUCGCUUCCCACCGUCUGAAGAGAGCGAAGCUGGAGGUCGGGGCGCUUCCCGUCAAGAGCUGGGACGCGCCCUCGCGGAGACGGGCGCGGGUUUUCGUCCGGGGAGGGUGGCCUCUUUGCCUCCCCGCCGCCCCGCUCCGCUCCCCGCUGGCGAGGACAGGUCCCGGGCGGGACUUCUCAAAGAGUUUUCCCAACCCUUUCUCCUCAAGGUGUAAGAUAAUUACUGCAAAGAACUAAAAAGUGAAAGGAAAAAAUGGCAAGUGUUAGUUCCAUCAGCCACCUUCCUUAUUUCUUUGGUAACAUCACACGGGAAGAAGCUGAAGAUUAUUUGAUGCAAAGUGGACUGAGCAAUGGACUGUACCUACUGCGACAGAGCCGAAACUAUCUAGGUGGUUUUGCUUUGUCUUUGGCGCACGAUGGAAGAGUUUAUCAUUAUACCAUUGAGAGGGAAAUUAGUGGCACUUAUGCCAUUACUGGAGGAAGAUCCCACAGAAGUCCUGUAGAACUCAUUAACUACCACUCAGAUGAGGUUGAUGGUCUUGUUUGCUUACUUCGAAAACCUUGUAGUCGACCACCAGGAGUUGAACCAAAAACUAGUCAGUUUGAGGACUUGAAGGAGAAUCUAAUCAGGGAAUAUGUCAAAAAAACAUGGAACUUACAGGGUCAUGCUCUUGAGCAAGCAAUUAUUAGCCAGAAACCCCAGCUAGAAAAACUGAUUGCGACAACAGCACAUUUAAAGAUGCCUUGGUUCCAUGGGAUGAUAUCUCGUGAAGAUUCAGAACAGCGUGUUCUUCUAGGGACAAAGACCAAUGGGAAAUUUUUGAUUAGAGAAAGAGACAACAAUGGAUCAUAUGCCCUCUGUCUCCUCAAUGAAGGAAAGGUAGCACAUUAUCGCAUUGAUAAAGACAAGAAGGGAAAACUGUCGAUUCCAGAUGGAAAGAAGUUUGAUACUCUCUGCCAGCUAGUGGAGCAUUAUUCCUAUAAAGCAGAUGGACUUCUAAGAAUAAUUACAGAUCCAGUUCCAAAUCCAGAUGCUCACUUGACAAAUGGUGAAUCUGAUUUUAGUCAAACACCAGCACUUCCUGUACGUAAGAUUGGCACACAAGGUGGAAUUAUCACCAGAAUCAAAUCAUACACUUUCCCAAAGGCAGGAAGAAAAAAGCUACUUUCACCUCUUCCUGGAUGGAGCAAGGGCUCUACACUGUUUGCAUCAUUUAACAAUUAUGUGCCACGGACAAAGCAAGAUACAGAUGAUCAAAGGGAAGCACUGCCUAUGGACACAGAGGUUUAUGAAAGUCCAUAUGCAGAUCCAGAAGAGGUGAAGGCUAAGAAUGUCACCCUUGACAGAAGUCUGCUAACUCUGGAAGAACAGGAACUUGGUUCUGGUAAUUUUGGCACGGUGAAAAAAGGCACCUAUGAAAUGAGAAAGGGAAAAAAGACAGUGGCUGUGAAGAUUCUCAAAAAUGAAAAUAAUGAUCCAGCCCUAAAAAAUGAACUGCUGAGAGAAGCAAAUGUCAUGCAGCAACUAGAUAAUCCAUAUAUUGUCCGAAUGAUAGGUAUAUGUGAAGCUGAAUCAUGGAUGUUGGUAAUGGAAAUGGCUGAACUUGGACCGUUGAAUAAAUAUUUACUGAAACACAGAGAUGUCACAGAGAAGAAUAUCAUAGAGCUGGUUCAUCAGGUUUCUAUGGGGAUGAAAUAUUUGGAAGAAAACAACUUUGUGCAUAGAGAUUUAGCUGCAAGAAAUGUCCUGCUGGUUACCCAACAUUAUGCUAAAAUCAGUGACUUCGGACUUUCAAAAGCACUUGGCUCUGAGGACUAUUACAAGGCAGAACAUUAUGGAAAAUGGCCAGUCAAGUGGUAUGCUCCAGAAUGCAUGAACUUCUUCAAAUUUUCAAGCAAAAGUGACGUUUGGAGUUUUGGUGUGUUAAUGUGGGAGGCUUUUUCCUAUGGGCAGAAACCUUACAAGGGUAUGAAAGGAGGAGAGGUUGCACAGAUGAUUGAAAGAGGAGAACGGAUGGAAAGUCCACCAGCUUGCCCUCCUGAGAUCUAUGAUAUAAUGAAAUUGUGUUGGACAUAUAAUGAUGAUGAUCGGCCAUCAUUUUCUGCUGUGGAGUUACGGCUGCGCAAUUUCUACUAUGAUGUUGCACAAUAAGCGUAUUGGGGGCUUACAUGAAUGGUUGUGAAAGAAGACACAGUGAGAGACAGAUUGGAAGAAUUUCUUUCUAAAACAACUUGCGGCAUUACCAGUGUGGUCUCCAGCAAAACCAUUGUUUGAAGAGCAUUACUGCGGAAUUACCUUGCUCCUUUCAAAGGCAUUCCCAUACUUGCAAAGUGGGCUUCUAGAUACUGUUUGUACUUCAGUUAUGCUUUAAACUAUCGACUGGAAACCAGUAUAGAUGUUUAUGUGAGACUGAAACUUCCUACAAGUUGUCCCAAGGCACCUUUCCUUUUUUGCAGUCAGGUAUCUGUAAUGCUAUCAGGAAUCAGAACAGUGAAGUUAGACGGGCCCUAUAAGACCAUGCAGGAAUACAAAUCAAAGGAUAUCUGCCAGGUAGUUGUCUUAAAUUUCUCUUGAAUGCAUCCAGUGUUGGAG
This is a messenger RNA of Pogona vitticeps (central bearded dragon), 2790 nucleotides long. RefSeq names its product spleen associated tyrosine kinase (gene SYK). Lineage: Eukaryota; Metazoa; Chordata; Lepidosauria; Squamata; Agamidae. Gene Ontology annotation, biological process: protein phosphorylation; intracellular signal transduction. Gene Ontology annotation, cellular component: cytoplasm. The record is from RefSeq and is a predicted model, not a curated record. Gene Ontology annotation, molecular function: non-membrane spanning protein tyrosine kinase activity; ATP binding.